UUGUGAAAUGCGUCAGCGGAAGUGUGCACGCAGGCUGGGCGUAUGUUUUGGCGCCUUUGAGCACCGGAACCGUUCUAUCGAGAUCAAGAGGACUUCUUCUUUUUCUUGUCAGUUACUAGUCAGUUUGUUCUUAGCUUGUUCUUAGCAGGCAGUCUAAGAUGUCUCACACGGUCAGCCCGACCAGCACCGGCAGGACUUCCGCGUCCGACAGCGUCUUCAACCUGGGAUACAUCCGAACCAUCCCGGGACUGCUCAAGAUGGCCCAGAUGGUGGCGCUGCUGGUCACCUUCCUGUGCGUGCACUGUGCGCGGGGCUGGCCUAACUGGGCGGCGUUCCAGUACUUUGAGGUGGUGGCCGUUUGGUUCCUGGUGGUGCUCCUGGUUUUCUUCCUCAUGCACUUGUGCCGCCUGCAGGCCAAGAUGGGCUGCAUCAAUUGGCUGCUCACUGAAUUCUUCCACUACUGUGUGGGUACGGUGCUGAUCUGCAUUGCCUCCAUUGUGGCAGCGGUGAAGAGUGGAGGAGUGUCUGCCUUGGUGGCGGCUUCUGUGUUUGGGUUCAUCACUACCUUCCUGAUGGCAGUCAGCUUGUGGACGUCUUACAGUGUCUCCUGUGGACCUCACCACACUGGUGCGGCCGUGUAAUGGCCGGAAACAAGAUUAGCUGCCUCUGGAGCCGGCUCACUUUUCUGCCUCGCGACAAGUCGACAAGUCAACAUGAUUUGGUGAGAGUUGGGCACUAAGGAGAGGAUCCACGAGCAGUCUUGUUUUUUUUAAAAAAAAAAGAAGACAAAAGAUGUCGGAAUGUUGGCGGUGCUCCAAAUAGUCACAUUCUCGUCAUUGUUUCACAACAACAGGUGCAAACAAUACAUAGUCAACUUCCUGACUAUUUUUCCCAUCAUUCCUGCUGCUUGAUGAAAGAGUCGCUUUAAUUUUUGCUUUUUAAUUAGAGACCAUGAGAGAGAGCAGCGCCCUCUGUUGCCUGUUGUGUGCCAUAACAACCUGCCUGUGCUGUUUAUUUUUUAACUGUUAACAAUAUUUAACUAGCAUUGAACAUGCUCACCUCGUAAACAGACACGAUGCUAAAACACCUUUAUCAUUUGCCAUGCACCACGCGAGGCUAAAGAAGUGCUAGCAUUUAGCAUGCUAACCUCGCAGACACAAGACUGAGCCACCUUCAGCAUCACGUGCCACACGAGGCUAAAGAAAUGUUAGGAACCUCACAAAUGAACAUGAUGCUGACCAACUACUAUCCUCCACAUAAUUCACACACUCCGCUAGGGUAAAGUGAUGUAAUGCUAAAGCACUUUUGGCAUCAUCAGAUGUACUCGGCUGAAGAUGUGUUAGCAUUUAGCAUGCUAACAUUGCAAACAGAUGUUAUGCUGAACCACUUUAAGCAUCAUCUGCGCUGUGCCUAGGCUGAAGAAGUGUUAGCAUAUACCAUGCUAAUCUCGCUAAUGGGCGCGUACAGUAUCGGGCCGAUACAGGCUUUAUUUCAAUACUGGACACUGAUACUAGCAACUGAUACUUAAGGCAAAAAAUCUUAAUUAAGUCCUCCUCACCAGUGUUUGGCGCUGCACUGCAGAGGUUUGACACAUCGGAGAAAGAAGAAAUUAAGAAAGGUAUUUGUUCAUAAUUAUCUGCCUUUGUUUUAAUUGAAAUUGUAUGUAUAACAAAACUACUAGUGGUAUCGGUACUUGGUGUCAGUAUCGGUGACUACGCAAUAGUGAAAACUCAUACUGGUAUUGGUCUGGGAAAAAAAAAAAAAAGUAGUGUCAAGCAUUUCUACUAAUGUCGCAUGCCACCACAAUUCUGAACCACCCACAUCAUCACCAGCCAUGCUAGGCUAAAUAAGCGUUAGUAUGUAGCCUGCUAGCCUCGUAGACACAAGGGUCAGCCACCUUCAGCAUCAUGUUCCACGCUAGGCUAAAGAAGUGUUAGCACUUGGGACGCCACCAAAUGCUAGGCUAGUGUGUAAUGUGUCAGUGUGCCAAUUAUUACCUCCCUAUGGGUUACAUGCACAUACAAGCUGUUGUCAGGCAACAGGCAGCUCGGCGUGCACGGUGCUAGUCUUUCAACGUACCACCAAAAUCAAGUUUACACGACGAUGAUGAUUAUUAUUACAAUUAUAACAUUUUUAUGCUUAGCAAAUAAAAUGUGAAAGCACACAUCGAGGUCAACAGACUGUUAAACAGCACCUUUGACAUUUAUGUUAAAUCGCAGUCGUGUUUGCAUGCCUGCUAGCAUCAAGUGACCUGCAUGUGUAGCUCUGUGACCAAUCACAUGUCACUGACUUUUAUGUCCAAUGGUUUGUCAGGAUCCGAGCAUCAGGAGGUUUGAAUGCCCUCUUGGAAUCACUGUUUAUUAUUAUGUAUCCUGGUGAAAUUUUUGUUUUUUAGGGGCCCCCAACAUGACCCCAAAACUCCUUCUGUAGCGCCCCCUGGAGUGUUAGUAAAAAAAAAAAAAAAAAAAAAGUUUGAGCGACGUGGGCUUACGUGGAUAUAUCUCAUAACAGGAGGCUCAAACAAGUUUAAAGGACCCGUGCCUGAAAAAGAGGAAGGCAGCUAUUUUGGGUGAAUUCCCUAAUUAGUGAACCCUGGAUAUUAAAAAAAUAAAUAAAAUCACCUACAGAAAGUCAGGGCAGCCUCCCCAGAGGCACAUCCAGGAAAGGUGAGCGUCAGAGCAGCCUCGCCGACGGCAGGUCCCCCGCUGCGACAGCUGGUUUUCAACAUUUUGAAUUUUUUUUCUCCUCCUCGCUCUUCUGUCAUUUUCGCCAUAGCGUAAACCCAAUCACGGCCAAGAACGAGGUGCUUGAAGCGGCUUCGCCAGCAGUCAAGGCCCAGUCAAAGCGCAGGUUCCUAUCUCUUCCUCGAGCUCCCUGCCUUCCCCUCUGCUGAAUCGAACAAAACACACCCGACAUUGAGACGUUUUAAGUGGCCUCACCAGCAGCUCAGCCACAGUCAAAGAGCUAUUUUUUUUUUUUGUAAGAGAAAUCAAUAAGCGGAAUUGUCAGGCAAGCUAACAAAUGAUUCCUAGGAAUCUUAAUUACUGGCUUUUUGAUUCCCAUCCCUAAUCAUAACAGGACGCAGAAAAAAAGUCAAGCAUCUGUGCCCAAAAUUAAAUAGGAAGUCAGCCAUUUGUUUUAAAGCAGUCACUUUGGGUUCAUACUUACAGACAAAUAGUAGGGAAUUCACCCAAAGGAGCCCUAAUCAGAAGCUGGUGUCCUAGACAGGUGGGUGGCGCUAAAUUGGAAAUCUUUUCUUUUUUUUUGCCUACCCCAUCUUAUGUGGGUGUAGCAUCGUGUCAAAGUUUGAUAAUUUUUUAGGAUAAGGGCCCAUUCAUUUUUUGUUUUUGUUUUUAUUUCUUUAAAGAGGCAAAUGGAUGUCCAAUGAAAUAUCAAUUGAAAUGUGACUGUCCUUACAAGUUCAUGUUCAAGUAGCAACAUUGGCGACAGCAUGUUCAGUGUAAUUACACAUGCUAGCUGUUAGCAAGUACUAUACAAAUCAUUUCUAUUCUGCCGAUUUUACACUUUUUGAAGAAAAAUAUUAAACUUGUUUUUGCGAGUAACAUUUUUUAUUUCGACCGAAUGUUCGCACCCCUCCCCAAAGUGACGUUAAUUGCAUCCGUGAUUGUAUUAGAUCGUAACACAUAUUUCUAUUCUGUCAUCCAGUGAAUGUUUGAAUCCUGCUGCAACUUCAUUUUUAUGCUAAUUAUUAUGAUUACUUUGUUUUUGUGCACACGUGGUCUUAAAAACCCCAACAGAAUUGCUCUUUCCAUGGCUUCAUCUUUUCCCAAAGUGCCUUAAGUGCCACUCAAUGGAGUAGUUUACCUGGUAGCGGCUAGCCAGCGAGCUAGCCUCAUGCUAAGAGAUGCGAUUGUAAUGAUGGAGUACAGUAUUUACAAGCGCUUUCGUGUUUUAUUUCGAGUUUGAAAUUGUGACGUGCUGCAUGUUGUCGAUUAAACCAUUGUUGCACCAA
This is a messenger RNA of Phyllopteryx taeniolatus (common seadragon), 3973 nucleotides long. RefSeq names its product CKLF-like MARVEL transmembrane domain containing 7 (gene cmtm7). The record is from RefSeq and is a predicted model, not a curated record. Bases 159 to 641 code for a protein of 160 amino acids. Lineage: Eukaryota; Metazoa; Chordata; Actinopteri; Syngnathiformes; Syngnathidae. The transcript has 5 exons. Gene Ontology annotation, cellular component: membrane.